AUGAAUCUACAUAUAAAAUGGGCAGCCCUAUCCACUGUUGGAAACCAGAACUUGGUCAACCCCAACGGCGAGUACAUGCGCACUACGACCAUAACAGAUGGCAGUAUUCUAGGAGGCUACGCAGUUCAAGAAGGCGAUAAUCAUGUUCUGCGGACAGCUCAAUCUACGGACGGCGGGGUGACCUGGACACAGCUUGGUAUCGUCGACAGCGGACCGUCGGCUACCAGGGAACUCGACAACGCAUUCCCCUUUCAAUUACCAAGCGGCCGACUGCUCUUCGCGUUCCGGAACCAUGACCGCAUAAGCAAGGAUGUCUUCACAUACUACCGUAUUACUCUUUGUUACUCGGACAAUGGUGGGAAUACCUGGAAUUACCUCACCCAGAUCGAUGAGCGAGCUGCUGAUCCGAACAAUCUCAAUGGUUUCUGGGAACCUUACCUCCGACUGUCGUCGAAUGGGACCCUUCAGGUUUUCUACUCCUCGGAGAAUAGCGCAGCUGAUCAAGACAAUCUGAUGAAGAUUUCCAUUGAUGACGGAAAUACUUGGUCUGGCGAGAUGCCUGUCUCAGGUCAGGGGAUUACUGCGAGGGAUGGUAUGACUGGGGGAACGAAUAUUGAUGAUAAUGGGAACUUGAUCGGUAUCUACGAGACCACCGAAGACGGCCCCUUCUCCGUGAACUACGUUCUCUCUCAAGACGAUGGGUUUACCUGGAACACACGCACACGUCUCUACACAGCGGCCAACGGCGCUGACGCCGGUGCUCCACAGAUUAUCAAUGUCGGGGGCACAAUUGUCGCAGAUUUCAUGACGAAUGAAGACGGGGGGCAAUCUACUACCGUUGACAGUGGGGAGAUGAAGGUUAUUACGAGCACUGGUGAAGGACAGACGUGGAGUAUGCCGACAAUUACGGGAAAUCUAGGCUCACAUUGGCCUGGGAUGUAUGUCAUUGACUCGUCGCACUUUUUGGCGCUUUAUUCUCUAGACAAUGUCGGGUUGAUUACGCAAGAAUAUCAGUUGUAA
This is a messenger RNA of Talaromyces proteolyticus, 1020 nucleotides long. Its product is annotated as glycoside hydrolase family 93 protein. The transcript has 3 exons. Bases 1 to 1020 code for a protein of 339 amino acids. The record is from RefSeq and is a predicted model, not a curated record. NCBI's taxonomy places the organism in Eukaryota, Fungi, Ascomycota, Eurotiomycetes, Eurotiales, Trichocomaceae.